Messenger RNA from Rana temporaria (common frog), 1085 nucleotides. It is a transcript of the gene RMP24, whose product is annotated as chromosome 5 C18orf21 homolog. The transcript has 5 exons. Bases 156 to 815 code for a protein of 219 amino acids. The record is from RefSeq and is a predicted model, not a curated record. NCBI's taxonomy places the organism in Eukaryota, Metazoa, Chordata, Amphibia, Anura, Ranidae.
AACGCACAUUUUGUGCCAGGGAACUACAAACCAAAACAUGAAACAGCUGCAUAGUCGUCCAGACUGCUCAUUGGUCUAAACUGGCCACGUGAUAGCGACGUCAUGUAAGGUCCUAAAUUCUGCGUGUGCAAGUUUGCUUAUUCUCCGAAAAGACCAUGACCGAAAAGUUCCGAAAGAGAGCGGCAGUGGUGGUGAAGGAUUUGUGUCCGGGGCUGUCUCGGCAUCUCCUGUCUGUUUGUCCUGUUCCAAAAACAGUAGGACGUGGAAAAAAAGGAAUAUGCCGAUUCUGCUUCCAGAUUUUUACACCUGAUAAUCAUAAAGUUCGUCUGAGGCCAAAAAUGAAAAUAACACCGCGCAUUGAAAUCUUAUUAAAGAAAGAAGCAAAAUGCCACAGAUUAAACCUUAAGCAAACUAAACUCCUUAGGAAAUAUAAAUGUUCAAGAAGUGUACUGGUGGUUACAUGCAACACGUGUAAAAUGGUUUCCAAAUAUCCUGGGGAAAGCAGAAAUGGUCUUGCUAAUGGUCCGGGUACACCUAAAACAAAGAGGAAUUUUGGUUCUCCUGACCUGAGAACACCGGGAUCGAAUAGGAAGGUGAACCUUUCUUACAGCGAAGAGAAGCUUAGCUCGAAAAGCAAAAGCCCAGUACUAACACCCAGGUCAUGUGUUUCUGCUCAUUCCUCACCUGCCACAAUAACCAAGUCUGCAAAGAAGGGCAAAUUUCAAUUUUCCAGAUUAAAAAUGCUUCUUAGCCAAGAUGAAAAGGAACCAAGUAAAAAGGGGCAUUUACAAAAUUUCCUUACAUCUCUUACUUGAUGAAUAUUAAAUGUAUCUCUGUCUCUUGAUUUAUUGGACAUACAAAACCAUGUACAGUCAGUUAGAGAAACUUGAAGAUGAGAUUGAUGCACACGCAUUUGGAAUAUUGAUCUGCCUUUAAGACAAUUUAGAUAUAUUUUCUGUGUACAUGUAAGCUUUAAUUCUGUUCUUUUAUUUUGAGAAGUUUAUCUAAGAAAACACUUUCCUCGUGUUCUUCAUGAUAAAAUAAUAUAGUGAAGAGAACCGUAAUAAAGAUUUUUAUAUUUAAAA